AUGUACGUGGAUGAAGUUGACCAGCGAGACUGGGAUGAGUAUGCUGAGCGGCUCACAUUUGCCAUUAACACUGCACAAGAUCGGAUCCGGGGGGAUACCCCAUUUUAUCUGAUUCAUGGGUGGGACCCGCGAUCGACUUUGGAGGCUACGCUAUCAGUAGGAAUACGGGAACACGAGAUCGCGAUCCAAAGAGGUGGAGAUACAAAAUACAAAGACAAUACCAGCGAGCCCGAUCUGCGAUUCGAAGAAGGGUGUGCGAAGAAGCUAGCGCAUGUGUGGCAUGGUCCAUUCCGAGUUGUGAACAUAUGUGGAGAUCACGCUGUGAAAUUGGAGAUCGCUGGGACCCCAUAUCGGCUAUUUCCGAGUGUACGUCUAUCGAAGCUGAAGAAGGUAAAGACAUUCCCUGAACGGCCAAAGGAUCAGCUUACGAUAGACGAAGGAGAUCGCUUGGACUUUGACGAAGCUCUGUUACCAGAAGACAGUUGGGAGAGCGAUCUUGAAGAAGGGGAAUACGAAGUAGAAGAAAUAUUGGACGUGCGAUCUAGUCGGAAAAUCCGUUAUGGGCGAGUACACCGACAGUUUCUGGUGAAGUGGAAGGGAUAUCCCGAUUUAAGUUGGGUAGAUGAGGCCGAUCUGAGUUGUGGGGCGAUCUUGCAAGAGUUUGAGCGGAACUGA
Messenger RNA from Peronospora matthiolae, 675 nucleotides. Lineage: Eukaryota; Oomycota; Peronosporomycetes; Peronosporales; Peronosporaceae. The record is from the annotation of a GenBank genome assembly.